Loa loa (African eye worm) is the source of this 1299-nucleotide messenger RNA. Its product is annotated as kynurenine-oxoglutarate transaminase. The transcript has 11 exons. NCBI's taxonomy places the organism in Eukaryota, Metazoa, Nematoda, Chromadorea, Rhabditida, Onchocercidae. The record is from RefSeq and is a predicted model, not a curated record. Gene Ontology annotation, biological process: biosynthetic process. The coding region runs from base 1 to 1299 and encodes 432 amino acids. Gene Ontology annotation, molecular function: L-kynurenine:2-oxoglutarate transaminase activity; pyridoxal phosphate binding. Gene Ontology annotation, cellular component: mitochondrion; cytoplasm.
AUGAGAGGCGGAAAUGUUGAUGCGCAUUUAUCCGAGCAACGACAACAUUUUUCGGAACGUGUUGCAAAUGUUAAACCAAGCGUUUGGGUUGAAUUCACAGGUUUAGCUGCAGAAUGUAAAGCAGUCAAUAUUGGACAGGGUUUUCCAGAUACUCCUAUGCCAGCAUUUGUAGCUAGAAUGUUGGAAGAUGUUGCCAAACAUCCAGAAAGAACUGAUUGGCAUCAGUAUAGUCGAGGCUUUGGUCAUCCAAGGCUAACAAAUGCUCUAUCAAGACUUUACUCAAGCACACUGGGUGUGAAUGUUGAUGCACAGCAAAAUGUUUUAGUAACAGUUGGAGCAUAUCUUUCGCUCUAUUAUUCUUUCAUGGGUUGGCUAAAUGAUGGUGAUGAAGUAAUCGUGCUUGAUCCAGCAUUUGAUUGUUAUGUCCCCCAAAUCCGUAUGGCAGGUGGUAUACCCGUACCAGUUGUGCUUAAUUUGCCAUCGGACCCCCAGAGUAGUAAGGAUUAUAUGUUAAAUGUGAAAGCGAUUGAAGAAAAAAUCAACAAGCGGACGAAAAUGAUUGUCCUUAAUAAUCCACACAAUCCGACGGGAAAAUUAUUCACACAAGAAGAGCUGGAGAAGAUAGCUGGCAUUGUUGUUCGUUACAAUUUAUUGGUAAUAGCUGAUGAAGUAUAUGAAUGGCAUGUAUAUGGUGAUAAGAAGAUGGUUCGUUUCGCCAGUUUACCUGAUAUGUAUAGACGUACGAUAACUAUCGGUAGCGCUGGAAAAGCAUUUAGUGUAACAGGAUGGAAAUUAGGUUGGUCAAUUGCACCAGCUGAACUUCUCGAACCAUUAAGACGAAUCCAUCAAAACUGUGUUUUUACAUGUCCUACACCAAUCCAGCAAGCGGUUGCUGAAGCAUUUGAGAAGGAGUUAGAUAUAAUAGAAUCUAACCCAACAGAAAGCUAUCUAAAGAAAGGAAUAGCGUCUGAGCUGAUUCAACAAAGAGAUCGAAUGGCAUCAAUACUGCGCUCUGCCGGAAUGAAACCCAUUAUUCCCGAUUCCGGUUACUUCAUGGUUGCUGAUUUUUCGCAUUUAGAUGGCCCGUUCAAAGUAUUAGAUGGAAAUAAUGAUCCACUGGAUUUCCGUUUUGUGCGAUGGAUGUGUCGUGAAAAGAAGCUUGCAAUGAUACCAAAUUCGGCUUUUUAUACCGGUCCAAAUAAGCAUGGUAACGAUCAUUUCAUUCGUGUUUGCUUUUUCAAGUCAGAUAAAGUAUUGGAUGCUGCAGAAUCGAUAUUGAAAUCAUUUCAAAUGGCUUAG